UCGAACUUACCUUAAGUUUACUUACUGAUUAUUCGUUUAUUAACAUUUGUUUAAGCCUGAAAUCGUUCGAAAUCGCGAAAGAAUAUGUGGGGCGCGCCGUAUCGGCAUCCCAAUUCGUCGUGUUUCACUAACUCGGGCCGUAAACAGACAAAAACACCUCACCACCACCAACAACAAAAACAAAAUCAAAGUCGUCCCGCUUGGAACAAGAAAACCACCGAGGACAAAACGUAUGUUUGUCCGGGAUGCCACCAGAAUUACGACUUUAAAAAUCAUAAUGGACAAUUGUAUGGGAAUGUGCCCCUGGUAUUGAAUUGUAUGCACUCUUUGUGCCAAGACUGCGUGUAUAAACAGUCCCACAGCACUCAAGUCAUAUGUCCAACUUGCAAACAAUCUUCUACCUUGUCCAGAUAUACCAUAGCGAGCUGCAAUGACUUACAAGACGUAUUCAUCCCUAACUUGUACAUACUUGGGUACUUGUUGUACAACAAGUCGCAAAACAACAAGAAAAACACGUGCUCCCUUCCAGUAGGCUUGGCACUAAGGUGCCAAGUUACCCAACAACAACCCGAGUCACCUUCAUUAGACUGUAGAGAAAAGUGCUGCUUCCAUGGGUGCACCAAGGCAGCUGAAAUCUACUGCCUCGACUGCAAGGACAAUUACUGCAGGGAGUGCAACUUCGGCGUGCACAAGAGUGCCAAAACAAUGUGGGGGCACAAGUACGAACCCCUGAAAAGUGCCAACCUGAGCUUCGACUUGGAGAACUGCAGGGCACACGAGCAAAUGGCCAAGGAGUAUGUGUGCAACGAAUGUGACUUGCCGGUGUGUGUAUACUGCCUUGUUGAGGAACACACCGGCCACAAAAAGACACAGCUCAACAUCUUGAGUGAAGCCGACAAACUGAAGCUUGAUGAACUGAUUGACAAGGCCAAAGUGACACUUAAACAGCUGAAAUCAACACAAUUGAAAAUUAAAAAGCUGAGCAACGGCGACGCGACGGAGUCGGUGGAGCUGAAGAUCCGGAGCUACUUCGGCGACCUGCACGCCCGCCUGCACGACGUCGAGAAGGCGCUGCUGGAGGAUGCGGGGCUGUUGAGGGCGGACGGUAAGGGGCUGGAGAGUUUGUCGCGUGUCGUCGACUUGUCGGUAAGCAACGUGGAACGCAUGGUGGCGGCCGCCCGCAAGACCGACGCGAAGAACGUCAACUUCAAGGAGCUGGUGAAGUGUCUGGAGGGCUUGGAGGGCACGCCUACGUUUUUGGUGUCGGGCAACGCUCCGGAUAGUUUCGGUUUAUACGUGGACCCCUCAAUGGACAACAUCCGCGAUAAAUUCAAAGUCAUCAAACCCGAGGACAUGUCCUACAAGCUGGUCACCGAGGAUGACUUGCCUCCCGAUUACGUGGACGACGUCCACAGCGAUACGACAAGCCAAAUCAGCGAGGCUGCCGGUAUCAUAUUGAACCCGGCAAGUGGGUCCAGCGAUGUUGAGUCAGUCCAUCCAUCCACCAACAAACCUCAUUACCAAACCAUACAGGUGACCCAUGUGGAAUCAGUGGACUGCUUUUAUGCCUUGCAAAACAAGUUGACCAGAUUGUACAAUCAAAUGGAGCGAAUUAUAAAGCAGCACGUCCAUAACAGUCUUGAGUUUGUUCAAAACCCGGAAAUAAAUAAGAUUUAUCUCUUUGAAGAAAAGAAGGGCAAAUAUAGUAAAUGGUUGAGGGGCAGACUGGUUGAUAUUCAGAAGAACAAUGAUGAAGAAGUUAGUUAUGAACUGUUUUUAGUGGAUCGUGGGUCAACUGUUGUAGUACCUGAUAACACACUAAUUGAAGCUACGUCCCACAUAAUUCAAAUAAAACCGUUUGUUAUCCAAUGUCAGCUGCACAACCCAACCUCCAGUAACUGGAGCCUAGAAUCUAAUGAGUAUUUUAUCAAACUUAUUGAAAAUAAGACACUUAACAUGUUGAUCAAAAAUACGCACGGCCAGAUGCACGAGGUUGACCUGCUGAUUUCAACAACCCUGGGCAACCAGACGUCAGUCGUGGAGCUACUGCUCAACACUUACUCAAACGUCCUAAGCAGCGCCGACGAAAGUUACGCCUUAAUGUCCAGGAAAAGGCUGAAGUUUCAGAUUUGUGAUGUCAAACUGUAUCCUAACAGUGUGAGACUUACUAAGGAACUUUCUAUUUCUGUUGUUUUAUCUUUUGUGUCCAAUCCUCAUCGGGUUUUCGUGCAAGAGGCUAGAAAUCAGAGGGUCAUCCAGACUCUGAGAGAGGAUUUACAGAGGUACUAUGGGAAUAAUAAGAAGGUGAAGGAGUGUGCUCCUAUUGAAGGUUCUUACGUGGUGGUCAAAUACCAAGAUAAUGUUAGAUACAGGUACCACCGAGGUCUAAUCAAAACAGUCGACUUCCACAACGACAUCGUCAACGUUAUUUUAGUGGACUGGGGCAAAACGGUUAACGUACCGACGUCCGCCAUUGCAGUACUGGCGGAACAGUUCACCAAAUUAGAAAUACAGGCGAUUCAGGUGAAACUGGCCCACAUCGCACCGGUUGGCAGCUGUAAAAUGUGGGAGAGCAACGCCAUCGAAUAUUUAAACAACUACGUUUCACAUAAGAAUGUUUUGAAAAUGACGAUCUGCAAGGAGCAUCCGUUGGAAGUGGUGCUGUUCGAGAAGAUGGGGGCGUACGACUGCUGCAUUAAUGCCCAACUGGUCGAUCUCAAAAUAGCUUCUUCCACCGGGAAUUUGUCGACGGUUUCGAAGUGGCCUCAGGCGUCGGAGAGUCCCGAACAGAAGGACUCGAGUUUUAUCGGUAAUUUACUGGAUAGUCUUAAGGUUGACGACGACGAUGAGGAGGAGGAAGUAAAGGGGACGUCGCAACUCAUCAAAGUGGUCAAAGUGAUCGACCCGGAUUUAAUAUACGUCAGUUUCCCCGCACGUCAAGACAGUUCCCACGCCUUACACAAGGAACUGCAAAUCCACUACUCGAACGACAGGGUCACCAAACAUAAAUGGGACGUCGGGGAGUGGUGCGUGGUUCGUAACCCGGAUAAUUCCGUGUAUUGCAGAGGUAAAAUCACGGAGGUGCUCCCAGACAACAGAUAUAAAGUGUAUGUGAUGGAUUACGUGACUGAACACGUCUUGGGGGCGGACCAUAUCUACGUCCACCACGACUAUUUCAAGAAAUACCUGGAUACCGUAUAUAAAAUGUGCCUGACCGGAAUCCGCCCUGCAGGCGGGGCGGACAAAUGGUCGAGCACCGCCAUAGAAACUUUAGAAAAGAUCGUGGAACGUCACAGCCAGCUGUACGCCACCAAGAACGGAGAGGGCAUCAACGACGUAUUCCCAGUUGAUAUGUGGUACAAACACUACAAGGAAAGCGGCCCCUUGGAUCCGGUGCACGUCAAGUACGUGUCCGUCAGCAACAUAUUGGUCAAGUUAGGUCUGGCGAAAAAAACAGUAACUGAAGGCAGUAAGAAAGAAAUAAAACCGGAAACCAACAAAGAGUCGCCGUACCACAAACAGGAGCUCCCAAUGGCGGAUUGGCUGCCCCCUUUUCCAAUUGACAAGUCUUCGUUCGAUGCACAGAUCACCUGCGCCGAAGACAUAACCGGCUUACUAUACAUCAGAGACGACGACCUACAGGAGGCGUACGAGACGUUGGAAAAAGAAAUGAAGGAGUACUUCGACAAGGACAAACCCAGCAGGAAAACCGAAGUCUGGCUACCCAAUCAGAUAUGCACCAUAGCUUACCAAGACUACUGGUACAGGGGCAAGAUAGUGAGCGUGGAGGACGCCACCACGGUCACAGCUAAAAUGAUAGACUUCGGAAGCACCCACAUCCUGACCCCGGACGACAUUUACGUGGAGAUAUUGUAUCCAAACAUCCAGGCCAUGGCGAAUAAAAUUGAGCUCUACAACGUCCACUCCAAGUCCGGCAGCUGGCUGCCCUCCGACCACGACACCUUGAUGGAAAUCAUCAAAACCAAGGCCAAAAUUGUAAUCAGGGAUGGCUCCACUGAGGUGCCACAAGCUGACGUAUACUUGUACCCAAGCGGGGUACUAUUAAAUAAGCAACUGGUACGUCUGAGCUCCAACCUUUACGCAAAAAACGUGAGUGUUGACGAAGGUGCAGACGGCCUUAUUGUCGUUGAAGACGAACAAGUUGUUACACAAUCAACGGAUGAGGAAUGUGAAGCAGCCAACCAAGUUAAUGAACUAAAAGACUUUGUAGUAGCUGAGCUGCCGAAGAAUGUUUAUACUAAAGUCACCCCAAUGACUGUCUUAAACGUUUUGAGCUGUGACACCAUCAUUUUGACUUACUCGGGAGAUGACUACUUCAUGAACGAUGGCCUAAUUGAGCUCAUACAGCAGAACGGGGGUGACUGCCCCGUAAUGAACGACAUUCAAAAGGGCAAACCUUGCGUCUGUCCCUUUUCCGAAGAUAAUUUGUAUUACAGAUGCAGAAUUGAGGACGUGACCAAUUUGGAGUUUGGUAUGGUCGAAGUCUACUUCGUUGACUUUGGGAACUCCGAAGGUGUUUUAGUAAAUGAUGUUAGGGAAAUCCCCGAUGCGUGGUUGAAAGAACCCGUUUUCAAUUGCAAGGCUAAACUGGAUGUGGAGGUGUCAAAUCCUGCACGAAGGAAGCUUUUGGGACAGAAAUUGAAGAAGAUGAUUAUGACAGUGCAGGAUAUUCAAAUUUUAGAAAAGGAUCCACUUACAAUUAAAAUACUUGAUUCAAAUGGUGAUUCAAUAUUCCAUAAUGUUAUUGCCAAUAUUAAAUAAGAGUUUAAAGAACUUAAUGGGUCUGAACAGGUGAUUAAAAUUGUAAGACUGUAAUAAUUAAGAAUCGCAAUUUCAUAAAAUUAUUGCCUUGUUUACUUUUAAGAAUUCCAUUUUUAUUUUAUAAUAAAUUUUCCUAGCAUUACAAUUUA
Molecule: messenger RNA, 4931 nt
Organism: Aethina tumida (small hive beetle)
Lineage: Eukaryota; Metazoa; Arthropoda; Insecta; Coleoptera; Nitidulidae
Gene: qin
Product: RING finger protein 17
Exons: 17
Coding region: 85-4782 (1565 amino acids)
Molecular function (GO): zinc ion binding
Source: RefSeq, a predicted model, not a curated record